GUGAGCACGUGGACGCCUCUGUAUAUACCUGCGUCACAACAAGAUAGCACAAAAUGACACUGUUUAAACGGUUGAAAGUUUGACCCGGAGCUUUGAUCGGCUGUGUUGCGUCUGGUUGUUCAUUCAGUGUGAAUUAGAGGAGUGUUUCCUGACGUAUCGUGCGACGCGGGUCGCAGUAGCGACACGAGUGACAAGUGACAGUGUGAUGGACGCGGGGUGCCCUUGACUCCCGCCCGGGCCUCGCGCCUCAUGCUCAGCUGCGGCUCGACGCCGGGCGGGGGUAGCGAGCCCCCGCCCUCGUGGUCAGCGUGAGUGCUCACGUAGGACCGCUCACCACGGGGGAUCACGCUGCCCUGGGGUCGUCAGGGGGCACUUCCAUCGCCUUGCCCCGCCCCCCCUCGCAGCCCGCCCCCGACUCGCCCCUCCUGCUAGGGGCGCCCCUCAAGCCCUCCACCCCGCGGUCCCGCUCCCUUCCGGGCCUGCCGCCCAGUCCGCGCGGCAUCCUCCCGUCGCCGCUCCGACGCCCGCGGUCCCUUAGCAGCGUCCCUGCAGUGCUCCCGCCGCCCACCGCCCACGGGCACGUCGUUCCGCCGAUCGACCCCCGCCAGGUCAGCGGGAAACCUUCAGCCACGGCCGCGUCUCUGACGAGGGCGCCCUCAGGCCAGCACAGGUCCCAGGGCGGCCUGGGGCGCGAGGAGGGCGGGAUGUGGAAGAUGGUGUGUGGGGCGCCCCACUGGGACGCUUCAACCAAGAAGAUGUGGAGUCCGGGGCCGCCCGUCCCGCGCGAGCCCGUGAAGCUGCCUUUCCUCGAGGUCACGCCUACCACAGUCCUGCAGAGGAUCCGGGACCGCAGCGCCGACGCCCACAGUGACGAGGAUGACCGCAGCUUGGCACUUUGGACCACCGACCCCCUUGACCUGAGCCGCACAGCUCCAAAUGACCUUGGUGGCUAUAGGGGGGUGUACCUCGGCAAGCUACGCCAGGGAUCAUCCUACAGCAGAGGAAUCAGCGUUGAAAAAGGCUACACUCUCCUGCCCAACAAGUAUGCCACCGAGGGCCUGGGGAGUGCCAGACGGGACCGGCCGGGGAGUCGGUCGCCGGGCCUCGUGUCCCCGACGCUGCCCAGGAGAAUCAACGCCCUGGCGCCGCUGGAACCAGGCGACGGACUAGUGAUGUCAAGAGCCGGUUCAACGCGCAAUGUCAUCCCGCCGCUGUCAGCCGUGUCAAGACGUUCCAUAAGACAGCGGAGCAGGGAUGAAGACGUCGUUUCUGACCCCGAGGAAGACGAAGACGAGGACGACGAGAGGUCAGAGUACGACUCAGAGGACGACGACGAAGAGAUCGAAGAAGAGGAAGUGGAGGAGGUUCUGGCGGAGGAAGGGCGGUCGUCGAGGCCCAAGAGCUCGGCCACGACACGUGACAGCGGCAUUUCGCUUUUCUCGGUCUCGAACGACGGGGAACUACUCGCAGAAAACGGGAGCGUUCGGGACGAAACGAGGCAACAGGAAGUGACGUCACGCGCUUCGAGCAGACUAGUGCAACCCACGGGCGCUUCCCCCACCUCCUCAAUCCCCUCCGCCAAUGGACGGAACUCCUACGAACCGGCUCCCACGCGGAUCCGUAAAGCUGGCGACGUGAAAUCCCCUUCGUCCCACUCGCUUCCCAACGACACUUUCCGCUCCAAUGGCUUCGGCGUCGUCGGCAAAGGUUACAACAGCCGCUCUCGAAACAACACAGGCGAGAGAGACUUCAGGAGUUUUGACUACGAGAGCGACUUCGAAACAGAUGAGGAUGACCCCCACAACAUCACGCUCUCGAACGCCACGCUCACCAAGAUGAAACUCCUGAAGAAGAAGCGGGAAAACCAGCGGGAGAUCGACAGGCGCCGCGCUGAGAGGGACACCAAGAGGACGCAGGAGGAGAGGACGAGGAAGUACCGGGAGCUCGAGUUGCAGCACAGUGGGAAUUCUCUGCAGCCGUCGAGGGCGAGCAGUGGCGAUGCGGAGCUUGCCGUCCGCCCCAACCUCAGCUACAAGGGGAAGAGAAGCCCCCGCCCCAGCCCCCGCCCCAGCCCUCGUCCCAGCCCCCGCCCCAGUCCCCGCCCCAGUCCCCGCCACAGCCCCGAGCCGAGUCCUCGCCACACCUCCCGGAUGCCCAAGUCCAAGAGCCACACCGGCAGCCUCAACCGGACGCAGGGCAGGGAGGCGCUUGCCGAGAAGCGCCACCGCUCCCUCGAGAGAGUCGCGCCGCAGAGCAACGGGGUCGCCAGCAAUGCCUACAGGACGCCCCAACUCGUCCGUCGGGGCCAGCCGCCUGUGAACUCCGGGAGCAGCCUCAGCAAUAGUUUCGGCACCACACGUCGCACCCCACGUCGGCCGCCGGUUCGAGUCGUUACCAAGGCCGAGGUACCGGAGGCGUCCAGCGUUAACGUCCCACCGGGUUACAAAGCGCGCAAACCUGUUCCUUCAGAUAAACCGAGUCCUGUCGGUUCCCAGCGGCCUCGACUCAAACACCAUUUAGCGGCUCAAUUUAGCACAGAAUCGACAAGGCUAGUUCAGUGGGUGUUCCUGAGGGUUGCCGAAGCUGAUACAAAGAAAAAAAAAAAGAAAGCUCACGACUGUUCGACGAAAUCAGGCUUACAGCAAUAA
Molecule: messenger RNA, 2648 nt
Organism: Penaeus indicus
Lineage: Eukaryota; Metazoa; Arthropoda; Malacostraca; Decapoda; Penaeidae
Product: serine/arginine repetitive matrix protein 1-like
Exons: 13
Coding region: 705-2648 (647 amino acids)
Source: RefSeq, a predicted model, not a curated record